Messenger RNA from Aspergillus pseudonomiae, 1152 nucleotides. Its product is annotated as elongation of very long chain fatty acids protein. Gene Ontology annotation, cellular component: endoplasmic reticulum membrane. Gene Ontology annotation, molecular function: fatty acid elongase activity. The record is from RefSeq and is a predicted model, not a curated record. NCBI's taxonomy places the organism in Eukaryota, Fungi, Ascomycota, Eurotiomycetes, Eurotiales, Aspergillaceae. The transcript is spliced from 2 exons. Bases 1 to 1152 code for a protein of 383 amino acids. Gene Ontology annotation, biological process: fatty acid elongation, monounsaturated fatty acid; fatty acid elongation, polyunsaturated fatty acid; sphingolipid biosynthetic process.
AUGGGGGAUUCAAUGUUUCCCAUGUACUUUGGACUACCGGAUCCUCACAUUUUCAGACUUCCCUCCGAUUCUCAUCCCCUACCUAGCAGUCCCACAUCGCGAUCCCAGCUGUCUUGGGAUAGGCCAAUCAACAUAAGCCCGGCUCUGUUCUAUCGCACCCUCGAUGUUAGACUACCUCUGCUUAUCGCCACCCUCUACGCAUUAAUUGUCUGUACCUUCAAUCAUAUCAACCGAAAGCGACAAAAUCGUCCAUGGCCCCUAAGCCGUAGUCCUCUAUUUUCUCAGUUUGUGCUCGUCCAUAACGUGGGUCUGGUGCUCUUCUCUGCAUGGAUGGCCCUGGGCACUUAUCAAACCAUCAAAUCGACCCUAAUGAAUCAACGACAUAGCCAACCUCUCGCAUCUGCUAUACACGUACUUUGCAAAUUCGACAGGAAGGAAGAAUUGAGUUAUUUCAUCCAGCGAAGGAUAUCAGAAGAACCACGUUCUCAGCUGGAUGUAAAUGACCACAGUUUUAACAUUCCCCAUCAUGAAAUAUUGCAGUUUGAUUCCUUAUGGGAUCGCGGUAUUGACUACUACAUGUGGAUGUUCUACAUGUCCAAAUUCUACGAGGUUGUCGAUACAAUACUUCUUCUUCUGAAGGGAAAGAAGAGCUCUUUCCUGCAAACUUAUCACCAUGCAGGUGUCAUGUUAUGCACAUGGGCAGGUGUGAGAUACGCGUCUCCACCGGGUCUUGUCGGCCUUCUCUUGAACUCGGUGAUCCACACAAUCAUGUACUUCUACUACACCCUUGCCACCCUCAAGAUUGCAGUACCGGGCUUUCUCAAACGUAUCCUUACUGGGAUGCAAAUCGCCCAGUUCAUCCUCGGAUCGAUUUUCGCAUGGUCCUACAUCUUUAUUUCGUACGAUGCGUCUAUCUGGCCCCCAUUAGCUUCGAUAGAUAACAAACGCGAAGAAAACCAUGGGAAUGAGAGUCGGACGAACAUAUCCCUUCCCCAAGAUAAUUCCCACCUGGUUCCAUGCUUGGACAACAGCGGGCAAGUGUUUGCAUUGCUCUUGACCACACUCUAUCUUAUACCGUUGACAUUUCUCUUUCUUCGGUUUUUCGUCAGAUCAUACCUGUCCGGGCCGAAGCGAAAGUUGGCGAAGCAGUAG